This is a messenger RNA of Syngnathus acus (greater pipefish), 3372 nucleotides long. RefSeq names its product ectonucleotide pyrophosphatase/phosphodiesterase family member 2-like. Gene Ontology annotation, molecular function: phosphatidylcholine lysophospholipase A1 activity; phosphodiesterase I activity; zinc ion binding. Bases 113 to 2677 code for a protein of 854 amino acids. The record is from RefSeq and is a predicted model, not a curated record. NCBI's taxonomy places the organism in Eukaryota, Metazoa, Chordata, Actinopteri, Syngnathiformes, Syngnathidae. Gene Ontology annotation, biological process: immune response; phosphatidylcholine catabolic process. The transcript has 25 exons.
AGAGAAGGAGAGAGAGAGGGAGAGAGUGCGCUCUCACAUCGAUUUGCACAGGCGCACUGAGUUCUCCUGGCGGACGUUGGACACUUUUCACUUUGUUGUCCGGCUGACCAACAUGCUCAUCAACUAUUUGCUGCUGCUGGCGUUGAGCGGGUGGCGCGGUGACAUCAUCGCGGCGUACGUCUUUCAGGCCAGCCGACUCGUUGACGGUGGAGAUGGCACGCCCGUGCACACUAAAGUAGUGUCGGAGUGGGUGAGCUCGUCAGGUUCGUGCAAGGGUCGCUGCUUCGAGCUGGAGGAAGCCGAGCCUCCGGGAUGUCGGUGUGACAACUUGUGUAAAACCUACUACAGCUGCUGCUCUGACUUUGACCAGCAAUGCCUCAAAACGGCGGGACGCUUCGAGUGCCGUCCGGAGCGUUGUGGCGAGGACAGGAUAGACGAGCACGCCUGUCACUGCACGGAUGACUGUCUGGAGAAAGGAGACUGCUGCUCCAACUACAAGGCUGUUUGCAAAGGCGAGGAGUCGUGGCUCCAAGGAGACUGCAAGGAGAUGGUCAGUGCCGAGUGUCCUGCUGGUUUUGUUCGCCCGCCUCUCAUCAUGCUGUCUGUGGACGGCUUCCGAGCAUCCUACCUGAAGAAGGGCGUCUCCGUCACACCCAACAUCCAGAAACUCAGAUCAUGCGGGACGACUGCUCCAUACAUGCGGCCUGUCUACCCGACCAAGACCUUCCCAAACUUGUACACAUUGGCCACGGGCCUCUACCCGGAAUCCCACGGGAUCGUUGGGAACACCAUGUACGACCCGGUCUUUAACGCCACAUUCAACCUGCGGUCCAGAGAGAAGCUCAACCAUCGCUGGUGGGGCGGGCAGCCGAUCUGGAUCACGGCCAAGGAACAAGGCGUCAAAGCCGGAACCUUCUUCUGGCCCUGGGUUAUCGAACUAGAGAGACGCAUUCUCACCAUCCUGCAGUGGCUGCAACUGCCCGACCAACACAGGCCUUACGUCUACGCCGUGCACUCGGAGCAGCCCGACACGUUCGGACAUCGCUGGGGUCCGCUGAGCAGUGAGCUGGACAACACACUGCGCCAGAUUGACGGCGUGAUCGGUCAACUUAUGAACGGCCUGAAGCAGAUGAACCUCCACCGCUGCGUCAACGUCAUUGUCGUGGGUGACCACGGCAUGGAGGAGGCACACUGCGACCGCACCGAGUUCCUCAGCAGCUACCCGCUCAACAUCGAUGACAUCACCCUCAUCCCGGGCUCGCUGGGCAGGAUCCGGCCUCGGGACGGCAAGUCCGCCACCUAUGACCCUCAGCAGGUGGUGGCCAACCUGACGUGCAAGACGGCCACACAGCACUUCACGCCUUACCUCAAGCAACAUCUGCCCAAGAGACUCCAUUACGCCAACAACCGCCGCAUUGAGGAUGUGCACCUGCUCAUGGAGAGGAAGUGGCACGUUGCCAGGAAAAUGCCAGAAAAGAUGCGCACCCGCUGCGGCUUCUUCGGCGACCACGGCUUCGACAACAAGAUCACCAGCAUGAGGACCAUCUUCGUGGGACACGGGCCCAGUUUCCGCUUCCGCACUCAAGUGCCCGAGUUUGACAACAUUGAGCUUUACAACGUCAUGUGCGACCUUCUGGGCCUGAAGCCGGCGCCAAACAACGGGACGCACGGAAGCCUGAACGCCAUGCUGAAGUCGCCGCCCUUCCAGCCCGUCAUGCCGGAUGAGGUGUCGCCGCCCGCACAGGAGGAGGAGGCGGCGGCCCUCACCUUUGACCUCGGCUGCAGCUGCGAUGACGAGAACAAAGUGGAGCAGAACGUGGAGGCCUUUAGCACUACUCAAGAUGGCGUCAAUGACUACAACGUAACCCAGCUGCCGUUCGGCCGCCCCGCUGUCAUGUUCGAGGCACGCUACGCGUUGCUGCAUCACUCGGACUUUGUCAGCGCCUAUAGCCGCGAGUUGGCCAUGCCGCUGUGGACGUCCUUCACGCUGAUGCCGCAGGAGGACGCGACUCCUCUUCCGGCAGCUUCCGCCAGCGGUCCCUGCCUGCGGACGGACCGGCGAGUGUCGGCCGAGCACAGCGCCAGCUGUGGCGCCUACGAGCGUAACGGCCUCCUAGGCUACGGCUUCCUGUUCCCGCCCGAGUUGGCGUCAUCGCCCGAGUCCAAAUACGAGGCGUCACUCAUCACCAACACUGUGCCCAUGUUUCCCGCCUUCACUCGAAUCUGGCGUUACCUGCAAGGGGCACUGCUGAGGCGCUACGCACAGGAGAAGAGCGGCAUCAAUGUCCUGGCCGGACCUGUCUUUGACUACAACUACGACGGCCGCCGAGAUAGCCUGGAGGAAAUUCGAGAGUCGUCUACUGGCACGCCGCCUGUGCCCACCCACUACUUCACCGUGGUGACCAGCUGCCGGCAAGCCAACCUAACACUAGACGAGUGCGACGGUGACCUGAGCGUCUUCUCCUUCCUCAUUCCUCACCGGGACGACAACAGCGAGACCUGCAAGGGCGAAGGCGGUGAGCAUCUUUGGGUGGAGGAGCUGCUGCAGCUUCACACGGCCAGGGUUCGAGACGUGGAGAUCCUCAGCGGGCUCGACCUCUACCGGGCCCACAACCAGAGCUACAGCGGCAUCCUCAGCUUCAAGACGUACCUGCACACCUUUGAGCUGGACGACUGAGGCCCGCACGACUUGGCUCGUGCCGUGGCGAGAAACGCAGGAGCGGCUGACGUCAAACCUCCCGGCACCCAGACAAGAACAGACGCAAGACAGCCAUUUCACCGACGCCUGACCGACCGACACCUGACCCAACCGGCACAGACACCUGACGGAAAGCAGCCCGAGCGUCUGACACCCGACUGACUGACAGCUGAACGACAGACACCCAACCAGGAGACCGAGCGACACCCCACCGAGAGAUGGCCGACUUGCUGAUGUCUGACAAAGAGACAGAACUCCGUACGACCUUCAUUGCCGCCUGCCGUUCCUGAAUAGAAAGCAAGUGGGCGUGGCUAAAUACAGCAAACAAAACACGGACAUGUGCACCUCACGAUGGCUUUGGUUCAGCUCACUGACUUUUUGUUUACCCCCAUUGUUGCUUCUGGCGCCUCGCCUCCCCGCUUUUCGUUUACGUCUGGCUCCCAUGUCUUAUUUAACACUCAACAAAAUAACGGUUACUUGACUUUGGGAUGAACUCGUUUGCUGUUCAUAGAGAAAAAAAAAAGUUCAAACGCCCUGACUGGCUAAUCUGUUCUUUCUUUAACCAUUGCUUGUUAAUUUCUGUUUCAAUUGGCUUAUUUUGCCAGGUUUGUUUUAGCCAGCAUUCAUGGUUCAUUCCACUUGAUGGUUACGACGUAAUAAAAGUGUGAAAUGAG